AUGUCUCCAACUUCUUCGACUAUUAGUGAACGAGACCUAAAUUCUAAACUUACUGAAAUAUUCACUAAAAUUGGGCAACUUGGAAAUGCACAACAAGGCAUCCAAGAACUUUAUGACUUAUUAAUAGAACAUCCGGAAUGUGACGUCAAAGUUAAUGCAUUUCUCGCUUCCGCUGGAACUUUCUUUCAAAAAUAUAUUCGAAAGGCGCUAGCUGACCUUACUACUCAAGAAAUGCAAAAAUGCGGAAUGUUGCCUAAAGAAUCUCUAACUCCUUUAACUCCCGUAUCCACGGCGAAAGACACUCCUUUACAAAAACGACCAACCACCCCCAAAAACAAACCUCCGCAUAAAUUUGCUACAAACCGUUGCUCUAAUAGUAUUGCGAUAAAUGCUAUUUCGGCGAAAGACUUUUCUAUUAAAAAUGAUUUUCAUGAAGUAAAAUCGAGUUUUCCUAUAACCCCAAGGACAA
Messenger RNA from Ambispora leptoticha, 469 nucleotides. The record is from the annotation of a GenBank genome assembly. NCBI's taxonomy places the organism in Eukaryota, Fungi, Glomeromycota, Glomeromycetes, Archaeosporales, Ambisporaceae.